GCCGAAUUUUGGACAAACUCACCUAACUCUGAAGAAGACCAUGAUACGCUUAAAAACCUAUAUAAAAAUAGGUUUUUAAAUACUUCUUCACAAUCUUUGUCAAUGGCUGAAUCAUUCUGGAACUGUUUUCGUAAUAGUUAUGAUGCAAAUUUUAGAGGAAUUGAUGAAGUAAGAAAAUUUAUAUCUCCCAAUGCUAUCAAUGCGGCACGAAAAUUUUCUCAUAUUAAUGGGCCUGGAUGUAUUGCAUUAGAAAAAUCUGUAGUUACUCGUUCAAAAAUGCCAGAA
Messenger RNA from Racocetra persica, 285 nucleotides. Lineage: Eukaryota; Fungi; Glomeromycota; Glomeromycetes; Diversisporales; Gigasporaceae. The record is from the annotation of a GenBank genome assembly.